Messenger RNA from Penicillium argentinense, 1038 nucleotides. RefSeq names its product putative zinc metalloproteinase. Gene Ontology annotation, molecular function: proteasome binding. The record is from RefSeq and is a predicted model, not a curated record. The transcript has a single exon. Bases 1 to 1038 code for a protein of 345 amino acids. NCBI's taxonomy places the organism in Eukaryota, Fungi, Ascomycota, Eurotiomycetes, Eurotiales, Aspergillaceae.
AUGGAGUCCGAUAUGGACCUCACUGUGCACCAUCAAGGCACAGCGCACGCCUUCUCUUUUCCGAGCUCCGCAACACUCGAAGACCUCUCCGCAGCAAUCGAAACGACGCUGAACAUCCCAACCACCAACCAGAAACUCCUGAUCGCGCCAAAGCCAGGGAUGCAAAAAGCCCCCUUCCCACCGACCCGCCUAGACACGAUCCUCCAACUCUCAUCCCCAAAGUUCAAGAUAACUCUCCUCGGCACACCCACCCAAGCAAUCGCAGACCUAAACCACCAAGCGGAAACCAACCGUCGGCGCGAAGAAGCCCGAGCCGCAGCCCUCGCCUCCGCACGACGCAAUAAAUCCAAAGCCUCCGCACGACCAAGCAACACAGUCGCCACACUCUCCUCAACAAGCAACUCCUACACCUUCCACCGACUCCUCCCACUCUCCUACCUCCCACGUCCCGAACGCUCCCUCGACUUCCUCAAGCGCCUGCGCGAUGACCCAGGUAUCCGCGCCGCGAUGGCAAAACACCAGUUUUCCGUCCCCCUCCUCACAGAAAUGAACCCGGCCGAACAUACCUCCGGUGACCACCAAGGCGUCUCACGGACGCUGGGACUCAACCGCAACCGAGGUGAGGUAAUUGAGCUCCGUCUGCGCACAGAUGCAUAUGAUGGAUACCGUGAUUACCGAACAAUCCGCAAAACGCUCUGCCAUGAGCUCGCGCACUGCGUGUUCGGGGAUCACGAUCGUGAUUUUUGGAACUUGACCUCGCAGAUUGAGAAGGAGGUUGACGCGGCGGAUUAUAAUGCGGGUGGGAGACGGUUGACGGAUCAGGAGUUUUAUAAUCCUGGGGAUUGGGAGCAGGCGCAGGAUCAGGAGGUUGAUGAGUGUGGGUGGACUGGCGGGGAGUUUGUACUUGGUGGUUUGGGGCAGGGGUCGUCUUCAGCUUCUGCUUCGGGGGUUGAGUCUAGGCGAGAGAUCCUUGCGCGCGCGGCUGAGGAGAGGAUGAAGAAAGAGGCGAGGAAGGAGAAGCAGGAUGAUGCGGCGUAA